Messenger RNA from Carassius gibelio (silver crucian carp), 3175 nucleotides. RefSeq names its product zinc finger DHHC-type palmitoyltransferase 18b (gene zdhhc18b). Bases 517 to 1878 code for a protein of 453 amino acids. Gene Ontology annotation, cellular component: endoplasmic reticulum; Golgi apparatus. The record is from RefSeq and is a predicted model, not a curated record. Gene Ontology annotation, molecular function: protein-cysteine S-palmitoyltransferase activity. Gene Ontology annotation, biological process: protein targeting to membrane; peptidyl-L-cysteine S-palmitoylation. The transcript is spliced from 9 exons. NCBI's taxonomy places the organism in Eukaryota, Metazoa, Chordata, Actinopteri, Cypriniformes, Cyprinidae.
GCCAUUGACGGUAAAUCAAAGAUAAUGGCACGAGACUGUUCCGCAGCUCGCGGUCAUGAGAAGAGCAUCCGAGGACUGAAGCGUCACAUCCUCUGUGUGCCAAGCAUCAUCUGCGAGGCGGUGUGUCUGUGAAUGUGUGCGGCAGAUCAUCACUCAUGGUGCUCUUCGUGUAAAUACUGACGCUCAUUCGGGCGUCCAUCAUUCAGCAGCGAGUGAAAGCGGAACGGGAGAAGCGCGCGUUUGCGUAACUACACCAGACGAUCAAAGCCAAGCAUAGGCUAUAUUAUUAAAACAUGUAGCGAGCACGCAUUAGUGACGUCGCCGCAGCAUAUCGCCUUACGUCACAUGCUGGUAAAUCCGCCGCGUUUCGUCGUGCGCCGAUUGGAUUGCAGGUUUGCUAAUAAAGCAGGACGCGUUCGGCGCGCGCUUGUGGAAUGACACCGUCGCGCGACAUCCAUCCGCGCAGCAGCUGACGUUUGACGAACACCGAGCGGCUUGAUUUCACCGCUGUGAAGGAUGAAAACCCGCGAAUAUCAGCAAAUAGACCCUCAGGCACUCGCGACUCCCACCCCGACACCUCCACCGCGACCUCUGCCCGAGCACAAGUCCCGACGAGCCCGGAGGAACUGGGAGGUGUUUCCCGGGAAGAACCGCUUCUUCUGUGACGGGCGCAUCGUCGUGGCGCGUCAGAGCGGCGUGCUGCCGCUCACACUGGGACUCAUCCUGAUCACCAGCGGACUCUUCUUCAUAUUCGACUGUCCGUUCCUGGUGAAGCACCUCACCAGCUGCAUCCCGGCCAUCGGAGGGGUCCUGUUUGUGUUUGUGAUCAUCUCUCUCCUCCAGACCAGCUUCACGGAUCCAGGGAUUCUGCCCCGGGCCACACCAGAGGAGGCCGCAGACAUCGAGAAACAGAUCGACAACCCGACGGGCUCGUCCUCGUCCUACCGCCCCCCGCCGCGCACGAAGGAGGUGGUCAUCAAUCAGCAGGUGGUUAAACUCAAGUACUGCUUCACCUGCAAGAUCUUCCGUCCGCCGCGCACCUCCCACUGCAGCCUGUGUGACAACUGUGUGGAGCGCUUCGAUCAUCACUGCCCCUGGGUCGGCAACUGUGUUGGCAAACGAAACUACCGCUUCUUCUACACCUUCAUCGUCUCGCUGUCUUUCCUCACGGCCUUCAUCUUCGGCUGUGUAACCACACACCUGGCUCUAAGGUCGCAAGGAGGAAAGGGGAUUGUUUUCGCUCUCCAAGCGAGUCCUGCCAGUGCUCUUGAGUUAGUGGUCUGCUUCUUUUCAGUUUGGUCCAUUUUGGGCCUCUCAGGCUUCCAUACUUACCUGGUGGCUUCAAAUCUUACUACCAAUGAGGAUAUUAAAGGCUCCUGGUCAGGGAAAAGUGGAAAUGAGGUCGUUGGAAAUCCUUACAGUUACAACAGCAUUAUCAAAAACUGCUGUUCUGUGCUCUGUGGCCCCAUGCCGCCCAGUUUGAUUGACAGGCGAGGCUUUGUGCCCUCUGAUGACUCAGUCCAGACCAGUCCUGUGGAAAUCGAGCUCCCUGCUGCUAAAAACGACAUAAACAUGUGCACACAGGGACCCAAAGGUCUGCUGGAAACGGCCUCUCGAUCUCCUCUCCUCACAAGCUCCUGUCCGCAGGCCAAACCUCCAGCCGUCUUGGAGACUCUUCCAGAGAUCGUCCCGUCUCCUGUCCCAGAGCCGCCCAAGAGCACCCCUCACAAACAUCACUCCCACCACAGAUCCAGGGCAAAGCAAAGCACUCAUCACACCCCCAAGACGUCCAACUCCUCUCCAAGACCCCAUCACAGCCACAGUUCAAGAGCGAGAGACUCCAAGAACAGAGACCCAAAAUUCAGCUCUCUGCGCUGAGCAAUCAGACUCGGUCAUCCUGCAUAUUAAUGCGUUUCCUGGAUUAUUUCAAUUUGUCCUCAUCAGAUUGAUUCAAGGGGUUUCAGUUGUGACUUUGAAAACUUUGUAAAGUGUUUCAAUAAAGACGAGCACAAAGGUCUCAAAAGUGAACUGCGGAGCAAUUGCCUUUAAGAAAGUUGUCAAUCUUAACAGUGGGAUCCAAAAUGAGCUUCAUCAGAACAGCAAUAAAGGAGCAAGAACACUGUGGUCCUCGGCGUGGACAUGAACUCUGGGAUCCAUCUCUCUGGCCUCUGUUAGGUCUCAUUGGGAAUGCAUUGGUCAAGCUUCAAUAAGCAAACAACCAAUCUUCUUUAUGCAAAAAACAAGAGCAUGCCUGGAGAAAAUAGCUCACAAUCAUUCUUCAUCAUCACAGGGCUGCAUGCUGAAUCCUGUUUUAAUUGUGAUCUGAUUUUUUCAACCGUUUAAGCAAUAUCAUGCAGCCCUGAUCCAUCAUGUUGAACGAGAAUCUUCUCACCAGUGAUUCAUUAUUUUCCCACAGGACUUCAGCAUGGUUUUGUAAAAUUGUGUUUGAACAUGGUAUUAAGUGUGCACAAGUACUCGCUGAUGUGGAUGAGACGAUGCCUCCCACUCCCAGCGUUGAAGAUCUAGUUGAAAAGUGUUUCUCUCUGUUCUUCACCUUGCAUUCCUGACACACUGCAGUCUAUCAGUAAUUAGUAAUGAAACGGUUUUAAUGCACUUACUCUCAAUGCAGCAAUACUGUAAUGUUUUAGUUCUUCACGGUUUGACUCGUGUGCGGCUGUAUGCGUGGACACUUUGUGUUCGAAUGGGAAUGUGGGUGUUGUGUUGUUAUCCAGGUUUUUUACUUCAUAUGCAAACUGGUAUUUAUGAAUGCUGAAACUGAUCCUCUGUUUCUCAAGACCUCUGCAACAUUUGCACAAAUAAAUACAAAGAACUAACAGGAGUUUGUCAUACAUUCUGCUUCCUCAUAAACGUCAGCUGUGGAGUUUGCAUUAUUUUCAGUGUACAAUGAACCGUUUGCACAGCACAUACGUUUUCUGUUGUGCUUCUGGGUGCCAGAAUAUUUAUUUUAUUCCCACGUGAGAGAAAAUAUUACUUCGCCAUUUAGAUAUUUAUGAUUUAUGGUUUUAAAAGUGUACUAGAUCUGUGAUCGGAACAGAAUACUUGCUUGCUGCAUACUAACCCCUGUGAAAAAGAAGUGCACUUAAGCAUACUUUUAAAAAGAGUACAAAACAAAUGUGUUUGGUGUUUUUGCACAAUAAAAUCUUUACUGUUUAAA